AUGUACACCGACAAAUUUACUUGGGAUUCUGCUCGACAUUAUCCAAAUAAACAUUUAGAAGGUGUUUCUGACAAAAAUUCAUCAAAUGGUCAAAAACAACGUCGUGAGCUUGCUGAUGCCAUUGCUGAAAUUGUUCGAGAUUCUGGCGUUUUGGGUGUUAAGAAGGAAGUGGAUGAGGAAAGAAGUGCUUCUGCUGGAUCGUCAAGCAGCCAAACUCUCCCUUCCACAUCAGCCUCUGUAAUCGUUGUUGAUGAUUCCUCAGAGUCAGAUCCGUCAAACGUUUUGUUGCCAACUUUUGAACAGCUUCAUGGCAAUCUUUCUCCAGAAUUUGCUCGUCGGAAGUUCUUUGAUGACCUUCGACCAUUGGAUCGGCUCUUGGCACGAGUUGUACGCACUGGAGUGACGGUCCUGCAUUUGGAGGUUGUUUGCACUCUGACAAGGUUCAGGCGUACUCUUCUAUCUUUUAUGAAAGGAAAACUGGUUCCAGUUGCCUACGAUCGUGCCAAGCGCUUCUACCAAGUUAACGACUACGUUAGCACCACCAUCAUUGCACUGAGUCCGAACAGCAUGGAACUGGAGCUCAAACUGGACGAGGAUGAGGCAAUUUAUACUGAACGAGGCAUCCCAGCAUAUUCCAGGUUUAUUUAA
Molecule: messenger RNA, 648 nt
Organism: Meloidogyne enterolobii
Lineage: Eukaryota; Metazoa; Nematoda; Chromadorea; Rhabditida; Meloidogynidae
Source: the annotation of a GenBank genome assembly